Messenger RNA from Pipistrellus nathusii (Nathusius's pipistrelle), 318 nucleotides. Lineage: Eukaryota; Metazoa; Chordata; Mammalia; Chiroptera; Vespertilionidae. The record is from the annotation of a GenBank genome assembly.
AUGUGCAGCUGCUUCCCAUGUCUUGCAGAUGAUUGUCAAGCCCGGGUUCUGCGCUGCUCCCCGUACGCUAGAACUACAACUCCCAAGGUGCCCUGCGACCUGAGAGUGCGCAGGCGCCUGGGUGACGGAGGGGGAACCAGCCUCACAGACAGCGCGGUCGAGGUGGGGGCGCUCCCGGCGGGCGGAUCCGGCAACUCCCUGGGAGGCAGACACAGGCAGGCGGGCGGGCGGGUGCUGGGGACCGGGCUGCGGCAGUCCUCGCGUGUCUGUGAAGGAGUCGGUGGCCCCCGCAGGCGCCAGUCAGCAGAAACGAAGUGA